Molecule: messenger RNA, 1713 nt
Organism: Insectozyma verbasci
Lineage: Eukaryota; Fungi; Ascomycota; Pichiomycetes; Serinales; Debaryomycetaceae
Source: the annotation of a GenBank genome assembly
AUGCAUUAUUCUAGUAUGUGACUUGUCAGAUCUUAGAAGCGAAGGAAACGUGUUUUUAUUAAAUAGCUGGAUGCAAAAAUUGUUUUGUAUAAUUUUUAGCCGCGUAACCUGGACAACGCACAAUGUGUAAAACCCCACAGAAAAAAUUAUUAGCCUUUACCGGCAUUAGUCAUAUUAAAUUCAUAUAAAAAGCUAAGUGAUUUUCAACAAAUACAGAAAUUAACAAUGUCCGAUAAAAUGAAAGAAGCAGAAUAUGUUUCUGAUUUAAGCUAUGAAUCAGAAAUCAGUCCAGAAAGUCGAGUUGAAGAAUUAGCUCAAGAAAUGGGCAUCGACCAAAAGAAAUUGAUGUGGAAAAUAGAUCUAUGGGUAGUUCCUCCGUUUUGUUUAUUGUAUUUUCUUUCAUUUUUAGAUAGAGUUAAUAUUUCAAAUGCUAAUGUUUAUGGAUUAUCUUCCGAAUUAAAUUUAACUGGUACUCAAUAUAAUACAGCAUUAGUUGUAUUCUUUGUCCCAUAUAUAUUUUUUGAAGUGCUUGCUAAUUAUGCUAUAAAGUUUAUAAAGCCUCAUAUUUGGUUAUCAGCUUUAGUUUUUUCCUUUGGUGUCGUUUCCAUAGGAAUGGGUUUUGUUACAAAUUUUGGAGGUUUAGUCGCAUGCAGAUUCCUUAUUGGUGUCACAGAAAGUUCUACAUUUCCAUCAAUAUUUUAUUUAUUAUCAACAUAUUAUAGUAAAGCUGAAAGUCAACGUAGAGUUUCGGGAUUCUUCUCCUGUACUGCAUUAGCUGGUGCUGCUUCAGGUGCAAUUGCGUACAAAAUUAACGAAUUAGAUGGAAGAUACGGGUUAAGUAGUUGGCAAUGGAUUUUCAUUGUUGAAGGUGCUGUUAGUUCUGGGUGUGCUAUUAUCUUGUUUUUUUUAAUUGCCGAUUUUCCUGAAGAAUCAAGAUUCUUAAAUGAUAAUGAAAAACAUUUUUUAAAAAGAAAAUUGGAGAUACUAAGUGGUGUUUCUUCAGCUUUUGAAAUAAAGAAUACUCUUUCAGAUGUUGGCAAAUGUUUUAAAGAUUGGAUGAUCUGGUUACCUGCUUUAACCUAUUUUGGAUUAAUUAUUCCAUCUUAUGGAUAUGCUUAUUUUGCAGCUACUAUUAUUAAUGAAAUGGGUUAUACAGCAGUAGCAGCUCAACAACAUUCUGUAUAUCCAUGGGUAUGUGCAUUUGGGGUUAUUAAUAUUGUUGCAUUUGCUUCUGAUAAAUGUCGAAAAAGAAUUCCAUUUUUUCUUGGAUGUUGUAUAUUUGCAUUAGUUGGAUUAGCUAUGAUAUUGGGUGCUUCAGAUAACCCUAAAAUUAGAUAUGGUGGUUGCUUUUUAACAGCAUCAUCCCUUUAUACUGCAAUGCCUUUAAUUGUGGGUCAUGCUUCAUUGAAUCAAGGAAGUCAUAUCAGAAAAAGUGUAGGAACAGCAUGGCAAAUUGGUUUCGGUAACAUUGGAGGAAUAAUUGCUUGCUACAUCUUCCUUGCUAAGGAUUCACCUGUUUAUAAACCAGGUUUGGCAACUUCAUUAGCCAGUGUAUGUUUUGCAAUAAUUUGUUCGAUAGGUUACGUGUUUAAUUGCUAUAGAUUAAAUAAAGCCAAGCAGACAGAAGCUUAUAGAGUCCAGUUUGAAAGUCUAACUGAAAGAGAGCAAUUGAAUCUUGGAGAUCGAAAUCCAAAAUUUGUAUACUUCUAUUAA